UUCAUUCCAAUCUUUUAAGACAGAUUUCUACCAUGAAGUAGUGAGAGAGAGAGAGAGAGAGAGAGAGAGAGAGAGAGAGAUAAGGAAGAAAAAGAAACAAGAUGAAGAGCGUGUGUGUUUGUCUUGCCAUAUUGCAUACUUAUCAUGAUGUAACUUUACACGUUUUGACUUGGAAGGAGAGACUUCAAAUUGCAGUUGAUGCAGCACGAGGACUGGAUUAUCUACACAAUGGCUGCAAGCCAUCAAUAGUACAUAGAGAUCUAAAGACUUCAAAUAUCUUGCUAAAUGAAAAUCUUCACGCCAUGAUAGCCGAUUUCGGUCUUUCUAAAGUUCUUGCAACUGAAAGUGCCACUCAUGUAUCAACUGACCCUAAAGGAACAUUUGGGUACCUUGAUCCUCCAUAUUACAACACAGGAAAGUUGAACAAAAAGAGUGAUAUCUACAGCUUUGGGAUUGUGUUGCUCUUGCUAGAGCUAAUAACUGGUAGAGCAGCAAUAAUAAGAGACGUAGAAGCUGAACCUAUUCACAUAUGUCGAUGGGUGAGUCCAAAUUUUGAGACUGUGGAAAUUCGUGGAUUCAAGAAUACAAGGGACCUACAACAUCUCUUCUGCAUGGAAAGCUCUACAAAUUGCCAUGGCAUGUGUGCCUUUAACAGCAAUCCAAAGGCCUGAUAUAACUUUUAUCUAUAACGACUUGAAGGAAUGUUUGGAAAUUGAGAUGUCCUCUGGAAGAACACAAAUUGUAGGGAACGAUGAUACAAAGUUGAAGCAGCUCAAUUAGAAUAGCCUCCCAAAUUGAGUCAGAAACAAGUUCAAGCAGCCCAGUUUUUAUGGCAUCUUAGCAGUGUGUGUCAAAAAACACCCUCCCUUUCCUAACUUUAGCGAACUACAUAGAUCAUCAGCCACCAAUUCUGUUCUAGACUUCAAGUAUUGGUUUAAGCUCUUCUCCUCACAAAUGUUACGCUCCAAUUCCCCAAGUUUCUUGCACAUUGUUAUUUUCACAUGAAUUUGGCCUCUUGUUUUAGUUUUAUUAUUGGUGUAAGGUCACCCCAAGUUUGUAAUUUCAACUUUCUUGCGUACAAAAAUAAAAUAAAAUAUAUUUACC
This is a messenger RNA of Prunus mume (Japanese apricot), 1104 nucleotides long. RefSeq names its product putative LRR receptor-like serine/threonine-protein kinase At4g29180. Lineage: Eukaryota; Viridiplantae; Streptophyta; Magnoliopsida; Rosales; Rosaceae. The record is from RefSeq and is a predicted model, not a curated record. Gene Ontology annotation, biological process: protein phosphorylation. Gene Ontology annotation, molecular function: protein kinase activity; ATP binding.